Molecule: messenger RNA, 2851 nt
Organism: Oreochromis aureus
Lineage: Eukaryota; Metazoa; Chordata; Actinopteri; Cichliformes; Cichlidae
Product: centrosomal protein of 44 kDa-like
Exons: 13
Coding region: 441-1784 (447 amino acids)
Biological process (GO): dTMP biosynthetic process; dUMP biosynthetic process
Cellular component (GO): cytoplasm
Molecular function (GO): zinc ion binding; dCMP deaminase activity
Source: RefSeq, a predicted model, not a curated record
CAAGUUUGAGAAUGUGGUUGCUCAGUUAAAUCAUGAUGAAGGGAAAGGAAAGAUAUUUCGUUUCUGAGAAGUACCGAACUCAUCAAGAGCAUAUAAGGAAAUGAUGUAGCAGUACAGCCCAAGAGAUGGCAGUAGUGAAACAUUGUUGGAUGCAAGCUGCCGUUAAAAACUAAGGAAGAAGAAGAAGAGGAGCCAAUCUAGCGUCGCGUUGUUGACAACCCGGGAGAAACAAAACUAGCUAAAGUAAAACGAAAAGCUCCAGAAGAAUGAUUCAUACGAGUUACAUCUCUUUGUGAAAAAAAGGAUAAAGGAGUGUUAAUGGAGCUUCGACUUUUUAAACAUUUAAUUCGGCUUCUUUAAAUUUAGCGUUGUCACAACAGAGAAACUCCUUCUUACCUAUUGGUAUCAACUGGCUCUUCUUUCUUUUACAUCUAUUUAAAAUGUUGUCUACUGGAGAUGUUCAAGGUUAUCUCCGAAAACUGGAAGCUCUCCUGCGAGUGAUCAAGUACCCGGGAUACAUCGACUACAAUGGGCUGUCCAAAGGAGAUCCAUCAGCUUUUCUGCCAAUACUGAGUUUCACCCUCACCUCCUUCUCUCCACCUUUUGCUGAGCAACUGAUGGCAGCUGGUUUAGAGUUGACAGGCAAAACUGACCUCCGCUUUACAGAGACUGUUUAUAAGUUAGGACGCUUUUUAUGCUCGAGUGAUUUACAGGUGUUACGAGAUAUCUUCCAGUAUAAGCCCAUGCUGACCAAGCAGCAGUUCCUCCAGUGGGGGUUCUCUCAAAGGAAAAUCUCUGUCAUCUGUGAUAUUAUUAAUUUGGUCCUACAGAAACACAGCCAGCUGAAGAAGGUAUCCAAGAAGUCAUUUGUCAUACAUCACAUGGAAAAUCCUAUGACAUCUCCCACAAACUCCUCCCAUACUGAACCAUUCUCCUUGUAUAAUGGAACAUGUGCCUCUCGUGAAGUAUACUCCCCUGAUUCUUCCAGCAAUGACGCUGCAGAGCUGCCAGGAAAAGAGGAUAAGGAUAACAGCCUUCAUGAUGUGGGAGAAGUCGUCACCAUAUCCAGAGAAAGCUGGGAAAACCUGAUAAGCAGAGUCCUGCUGUUGGAAACAAAAUUUGAACAGAGAAAUACACAGGAAGACUGUAAACGGGCUACUGACGGGAUACAAAGCGUUGCCAACUUUGGCAAAACCAAGAAAAGAGAGGACUACCUUGAAUGGCCAGAGUACUUCAUGGCUGUGGCCUUUCUGUCAGCACAAAGAAGCAAAGACCCGAACUCCCAGGUGGGAGCAUGUAUAGUGAACCAGGAGAAUAAGAUAGUGGGCAUCGGUUACAAUGGUAUGCCUAAUGGCUGUAAUGAUGACCUGCUGCCAUGGUCUCGCUCUGCUGAUGACCAGCUUGACACUAAAUACCCUUAUGUGUGCCACGCAGAGCUGAAUGCUAUUAUGAAUAAGAACAGUGCUGAUGUGAAGGACUGCACCAUGUAUGUGGCUUUGUUCCCCUGUAAUGAGUGUGCCAAGCUCAUUAUUCAGGCAGGUCUCAAGGAAGUGGUGUAUCUUUCUGACAAGUACCAUGACACACCUGAAAUGACUGCUUCCAGAAGGCUCCUCAGUAUGGCAAAGAUCAAGUACAGAAAGCUCAUCAUACAGACAAGACUGGGAGAGGCCUGUGAAAGUCAGGGGACGUUUCAGGAAUACCUGCUAGACCCAAGUUAUGAUGCUCAAUGUGGCUUAAAAAGAUCCCAAGACAUGUCUGAGGCAGUUCAAGCCCAAGAGGACUGAGAUUGUCAUUGAUUUUAAUUCCAUUAACUACUCUGGAAUGCUGAACUGCGCAACCAAGUGAAAAUGCAAAUGACUCACCUUGGGGAGCUGUUGAAUGAGGCAGUGAGUCAGACGAAGAAUGACGAGAUUAAAAGGGACUUUGAUGCCUCUUUUUAUGUAUGUCUUCUCGCCUCCUGCUUUGUCCAAAGGAAAACUCAAGGAUAACCUGACUUUGGCAUCUUUGAUAUUUUGAUUUGCUGCUUUAACGUUUUUCUUUUAAAACUCCCUCUGGGUCGAGGAAUUCAUAAGGCUUAUGAACAAACUGUAGUGUUUUAUGUGUAAGUCUCCUGUGUUUGGUUUUCUUAUGGCGAGGUGUCUGGAGAGUAAAUCAGAAAUCUGUUUCUGUCAUCCUGCAAGCUUCCAGGCUUGUUCUCCUAUAUGAAGACCACUUAACCUUUGUUCAUAUUCACAGUUAAAUCUGUUUUUUGAGACUGGGAGAUGCUGUUAUUACUGCUGCCACUCAGUGUUUCAGUAUUUUAUUUCAUCCUCUCGACUGAUGCCACCUCUACAAUACUGGGCUUUAAUAUUGUUAAUUCGAAUUAGCUGUAUGCAGCUGAGCCUCAUCACUCAUUAUAGCCAAAUGGUAGCUUUAAUUAAGCAAACAAGCCAUGAAAGGCUGGUUGUGUAUUUUUGUCACAGUUUGUGAAUAUGAUCCUGGUGACCUCAACAUCUGACCUCACAGUCAGUGUCAGAGGUCAAGUUUUAAAUCUUGGUGAUAAGUUAGGACGAUUUUCCCUUUUAUUUGGUGUAGCUGCAUCUACUAGCAGGAUGAGGUGUAACACUGGAAGGUGCCAAUAUUAUUUGCAAUUAAGUUCAUCAAACCUGUUUACAAAAAGUAAUGUCUGUAAAUUUUACCCCAUCUCUGACUUUUUACUAAGUGUUCUGAUCUUUAAUGCCUCCUCUGUAGUGAAGAAUGUCUUUACUACAGCUGGAGUAAAGUGUCAGAAACAAGAGAGCACACAGUUUUUAUUUUGGACCUUUGUAACAGAAUGUAAAUCUUUCAUUCAUUAAACAUGCGUGAAAACGAA